CUUUAAGUUUGGAAGAAAGAUAUUCUAUGCAAACUAUCUGAGUGACCUUGAGGAGCAUGUGAAGUUGGAACAGUUGGGAAUCCCAAGCCAGGUGCUAAAGUAUGAUGAGUAUCUGAGAUCACUACAAAAACCUACCCAGGUGCCUCAGAAAGUAACACCACCCCGUCCGCCUCUGCCAAAUCAGCAGUUUGGAGUUUCUCUCCAACAGCUGAGGGAGAAGAACUCAGACCGGAAUCCUAUCCCAUUGGUGAUCAGAGAAACCAUUGCUUAUCUACAACAGCAUGCUCUUACCACACAGGGGAUUUUCCGGCGAUCUGCAAAUACACAAACAGUAAGAGAGGUUCAACAGAAAUACAACAUGGGAUUGCCUGUGGAUUUUGCAACAUAUGAGGAUGUGCAUCUUCCAGCUGUGAUUCUCAAGACCUUCUUGAGGGAUCUGCCUGAGCCUCUGCUCACCUUUGGUCUCUACAGUGAUGUUGUCAAUUUCUACAGUAUGGAAGAAGAAAAGAGUAUAGAUAUUGUUCGCAAAACACUUCAGACUCUUCCAGAGGAAAACUAUCAAGUUCUGUGUUUAUUAAUGAACUUUCUUGGGCAGGUCUCUGCCAACAGCGAUAUCAACAAGAUGACCAAUGCCAAUCUGGCAGUAGUAUUUGGCCCAAAUCUGUUGUGGGCUAAAGAUGCAGCUAUAACCCUCAAAGCCAUCAAUCCUAUCAACACCUUUACCAAGUUCCUCUUGGACAACCAGGUGCAGCUUUCCCAGAACACA
Molecule: messenger RNA, 766 nt
Organism: Protobothrops mucrosquamatus (brown spotted pit viper)
Lineage: Eukaryota; Metazoa; Chordata; Lepidosauria; Squamata; Viperidae
Product: rho GTPase-activating protein 1-like
Exons: 7
Biological process (GO): small GTPase-mediated signal transduction; negative regulation of endocytic recycling
Cellular component (GO): cytoplasm
Molecular function (GO): GTPase activator activity
Source: RefSeq, a predicted model, not a curated record